Balaenoptera musculus (blue whale) is the source of this 4621-nucleotide messenger RNA. RefSeq names its product thymopoietin (gene TMPO). The record is from RefSeq and is a predicted model, not a curated record. The coding region runs from base 1306 to 3384 and encodes 692 amino acids. Gene Ontology annotation, molecular function: DNA binding. The transcript has 4 exons. Lineage: Eukaryota; Metazoa; Chordata; Mammalia; Artiodactyla; Balaenopteridae.
AUUCGAAAGGUAUGCAAACGUUUGUCAUUUAUGGUAUUUGUUUUCAGGAAGACAUUUUUAUUGUAAAAUUUCUGAGACUCCACCAGGUUUUAACUCGGAUCCGUAAUAGGGGUUUGAUUAGGGUUUCCGGCCUAAUUAUUAGUCACUAGGCUUCCCCUAAGAUUAAAAUCUAGAAUGCACCUGUCUCAGUUGUCAGUUAUCCAUUAAGGAAUUCCUAAAUCAUUUCAUUUCGUUGUAUUAUGAAGCAUUAGGUUUAAGUUACGGGUAAGAUACUUACGGGUGGAGGGAUCCAACCCAGAGACGGCUCUGAACAAAAUGCAGUUGAGCCCCAAAUAACUAAAUGAAAUAAUUUAGAAAGGCCCCAACCUUCUUUAGGGUAAGAGGCAAGAGCAAUAUUUGGCAAUACAAUUUCGUCACAAAUUCAAGGGUACUUCAAAGUGCCCCGUAGUCGAGGUCUGGCUUUUUCCGAAUUUCGGGAACAAAAGAAGCGUUCGCAAGCAGAGACGGGGAUUUAACUGCCCACUCUCCCCUUGCCUCCCCCAAGUAAAUCAAAUCGAGGAAGAUGAGCGUCCACAUGCACGCCUCGCUCCUUUUCUUUCCCUUCAGGGCUAGCGUUUGGGGAGGAAAGGCUGCGGCUAUUCUUCGGUGAACUAGUGUCCCGGAAUUGAGAGAGGCCCAGCCCGGGUCCUCGCAGCUGCCGUGAAAUCCGGCCCGUUCGCCGGCGACCGACCCCGGAGAGAAAAGCUGCUUCUCCAGCAGGGGGAGGGAGAGGAAACGGCGCACAAAAAGCAGUAAGACUUGUCCCUUAUCGCCAUCCUAAGAAAAAAGAUGGGAAAAAGGGAAACAGGAACAAGCCACGCGCCGGAGCUCCCGCCCGAUCGGCUUUUAAACUGCGUUUCCACCACCUCUAGCAGGGCGCCGCGGCUAAUGGAACCCGCGCGAGGCGUCCCGCCAAUCACCGCCGCGCUUCCUCCGGCCGCGGGCCAAUGGCGGCGCUCGUUCUUGGGGCGUGGGCGAAGAGGCUGCUCUCUCUUGGCCGUGGGGUGUGCGCUGGGGUUCGUGCGGAUUCCUGGCUUGGCUGCGCUGGGCCCCGCUUGUUCUGCAGGGGCUUUUGUGUCCGGCGUUGGCUUGGCUUUGUGUGCGCGAGUUUCCGCUGUGCUCCGCGGCGCAAGUCCCGGCCGGGAGCUGUGAGACUCGGAGGCGGUAGCGCGGCCCCCCCCCCCCCCGCCGGGCGAGGAGCGAGCGCGCCGGCGUGAGCGGCGAGUGCGAGGGCUGCGGGGAAGGGGAUUCGUCGCCGCCGCCGAGAUGCCGGAGUUCCUGGAAGACCCCUCGGUCCUGACGAAAGAGAAGUUGAAGAGUGAGUUGGUCGCCAACAAUGUGACGCUCCCGGCCGGGGAGCAGCGCAAAGACGUGUACGUGCAGCUGUACCUGCAGCACCUCACGGCGCGCAACCGGCAGCCGCUCGCUGCCGGCGCCAACAGCAAGGGGCCCCCGGACUUCUCCAGCGACGAAGAGCGCGAACCUACCCCGGUCCUGGGCUCCGGGGCCGCCGCCGCGGGCCGCAGCCGCGCCGCCGUCGGCAGGAAAGCCACAAAGAAAACUGAUAAACCCAGACUAGAAGAUAAAGAUGAUCUAGAUGUAACAGAGCUCUCUAAUGAAGACCUUCUGGAUCAACUUGUGAAAUAUGGAGUGAACCCUGGUCCUAUUGUGGGAACAACCAGGAAGCUAUAUGAGAAAAAGCUGUUGAAACUGAGGGAACAAGGCACAGAAUCUAGAUCUUCUACUCCUCUGCCAGCAAUUUCUUCUUCAGUGGAAAAUACAAGACAGAGUGGAAGUAAUGACUCUGACAGAUACAGUGACAAUGAAGAAGGAAAGAAGAAAGAACACAAGAAAGUGAAGUCCACUAGGGAUUUUGUUCCUUUUUCUGAACUUGCAACUACUCCCUCUGGUGGAUUUUUUCAGGGUAUUUCUUUUCCUGAAAUCUCCACCCGUCCUCCUUUGGGCAGGACUGAACAACAGGCAGCUAAGAAAGUACAUUCUUCUAAGGGAGACCCACCUAGGGAACCUCUUAUUGCCACAGCCUUGCCUGGCAGGGAACAGUUGCAGAAGUUAGCCUCUGGAGGGAAUUUGUUUGUUUCCUCCAAGUCUAGCCAUGAUAGAUGUUUAGAGAAAAGUUCUUCGACAUCUCCUCAGCAUGAACUCGCUGCCAUGUUGGUCUCUGCUGCAGCUUCUCCUUCACUGAUUAAAGAAACCACCAGUACUUGCUAUAAAGACAUAGUAGAAAAUAUUUACUGUGGAGAGAAAAGUGGAAUUCAACCAUUAUGUACUGAGAGGUCCCAUGUUUCAGAUCAGUCAGUUCUCUCCAGUGAAAGGAGAGCACUAGAAGAGUCUGAGAGAUCACAAGUAAUUUCUCCACCACUGGCUAAGGCAAUCAGAGAUUACGUCAAUUCUCUGUUGGUCCAGGGUGGAGUAGGUAGUUUGCCUGGGACUUCUAGCUCUACACCCCCACUGGAUGUAGAAAAUAUAUGGAAGAGAAUUGAUGCACCUAAUUUUCGAGAAACAGAAUCCCUGUCUCCUCCACGAAAAUUACCUAGACUCAGUGAGAAGUCAGUAGAAGAAAAGGAUUCAGGUUCCUCUGUGGCAUUUCAAAAUAUACCUGGAUCUGAACUGAUGUCUUCUUCUGCAAAAACCGUUGUCUCUCACUCACUCACUACCUUAGGCAUAGAAAUGUCUAAGCAAUCACAGCAUGAUAAAAUAGAUGCCCCCGAACUAUCUUUUCCCUUCCAUGAAUCUAUUUUAAAAGUAAUUGAAGAGGAGUGGCAGCAAAUUGACAGGCAGCUGCCUUCAUUGGCAUGCAAGUAUCCAAUUUCUUCCAGAGAGGCAACACGGAUAUUAUCAGUUCCAAAAGUAGAUGAUGAAAUCCUAGGGUUUAUUUCUGAAGCCACUCCACCAGCAGGUAUUCAGGCAGCUUCCCCUGAGUCCUGUGAUAAACAGUUGGACUUAGCACUUUGUGGAACGUAUGAAGCUGCAGCAUCAGCAUUGCGGAUUGCAACCCAUACUGCCUUUGUAGUUCGGGCUAUGCAGGCAGACAUUAGUCAGGCUGCACAAAUUCUCAGGUCAGAUCCUAGUCACGUGCACCAGGCACUUGGGAUGCUAAGCAAAACAUACGAUGCGGCCUCAUUUCUUUGUGAAGCUGCCUUUGAUGAAAUAAAAAUGGCUGCUCAUACCAUGGGAUCUUCCACUUUAGGCCGCCGAUAUCUCUGGCUAAAAGAUUGCAAAAUUAAUCCAGCUUCUAAGAAUAAGCUGGCUGUUACUCCCUUUAAAGGCGGAACAUUGUUUGGAAGGGAAGUGUUCAAAGUAAUUAAAAAGCGUGGAAAACGCUAAUAAAAUUAAGAAUAAAGACAUCUAUCUUAUCUUUGAUAUGGGGAAGUUGGUAGCUUUUCUAGGAAUUUGAAGUACUUUUAUGCCAAAAUUUUCUAAGGUCUUUUUAGUCUCCAGAAUAGGCUAAUUUCAAAGUGUCAAACUUCUACCAAUUAAAUUGCAGUAUAAAAGUAAUUGCCUACAUAUAUCUGCCUUUUUUUUUUUAGUUGCACAGAAAGAAAGCCUGAUACUAACAGUUUAAAGCUUUUCUAGAUCACAUUUUUUUCUCAAAUAGUUCAGUCUUUCCUAUUUUAAGAUUUUACAACUCUUCAAAACUAAGAAAAUUCCAUUAACUAGAUUAUAAGUUGAGUCUCCAUGGUUUUAAAUAUUACUAAAUAUUUUAUUACUUUCCAGAACUUGUCUACAUAUUUUCUCUUAUUUUCUCAUUUGUGUUGUUUUUUACUGUUAUCUACAGUAUGGUUCAUAAUAUUCCAAAUCAGUGCAACUCAAAGUGCCAGUCUACAAACUGUUACUGAUCCACAGAUAAGAUAAGCAUGUACCAGAAUUUGAAUCUAGAUGAAUGACAGGUUUUAUUUUUGUGGUAAAACUUUAUUGGUAGAGGAAAGACAGUGCGCUGAUUUACAUGCUGGUGCAAAUGCCUCGUUUUUUCAUGGACUGGUAGCAAACAGUUGGUGGGCUGCACUUAGAGAAACACUGCUCCAGACCAUAGUGUUCUGGGGCCGUGCGUUCUCACCACCACCGUGAAACUAUAGUCAGACAAAUCAGCAAAGAUGGGACUUUUUUUUUAUAAGUAACACUUUUAAGGUAUGUUGUAAUUCAUGGAUGAUUAGGCUUAAUCUAAGCUAAAUUCUAAAAGCAAAUUUUAUUAGUUUUUUUUUAAAGUCAUAAGAAAUCAUACUAUAUCCCAGUUUCUGUGUGUCUAAAUAAAGCAAUAUAUUAUUCUCUGUUUUCAUUUCUAUGAUUGUAAGAUGAGGGGGUCUAACUGUGGAGGCACUUGAUAAUCGAAUUUCUUUGUAUUUUUAUGGAAAAUAGUAGUAUUAAUUAUAAACAAAAUAUAGUCCCUUGGGACUUACAGCCAUUACUAUAUUCUUCGAUUAACCUAUCCAUCUUUGCAGCUUUCUGGGAGUAAUUCUAUUUGUUAUUUGUCUUCUGAAAUGUACAUGUAUACAUGUACCUACUAAGUACUAUGUGAUUUUUUUUUUAAUGUAUAAUUGUAGAAUGCUUUUGCAAAUUCAAUAAA